Molecule: messenger RNA, 1159 nt
Organism: Batrachochytrium dendrobatidis JAM81
Lineage: Eukaryota; Fungi; Chytridiomycota; Chytridiomycetes; Rhizophydiales
Exons: 6
Coding region: 29-1078 (349 amino acids)
Biological process (GO): protein dephosphorylation
Cellular component (GO): nucleus
Molecular function (GO): protein serine/threonine phosphatase activity; protein binding
Source: RefSeq, a predicted model, not a curated record
GAUCAACAGUUACCGGACCAACCCAAGCAUGGAUACUUGCACUCACUCCAACCCACUUGCUAACGAGUCUAAUGAAAAUGGUUUAAUCAACAUGACUGCCGUCUGGCAAGGAAAACGAUAUCCACUGCAAUUACCAUCCACCACAACUGUCGGAGAACUCAAACAACAACUAGAACAAAUGACACAAGUAUUGGCCAGUAGACAAAAACUAUUGGGUUUGAUUAAGAAAAAACUACCAAACGAUGAUGCUACAUUGCUUUCAUUGAAUAUUCCAUCCAACUCGCUUGUAUUUACCAUGAUGGGCUCGGUUGAGAGUCAGAUUAUCAAAGAUCCAACUGAUGUGGAUCUUCCAGAUGUGCUGAAUGACAUGGAUGUAGACUAUUGCAAUGACAUACUAACAAUCAAACCACACAAGGAUCCAGUCAAUAUUCAGUCAUUGAACAAAGUAAUUGAAAAGGCUUCAAUUCGUAUCAUCAAUGAGCCCAGAAAGGCAAAAAAGCUUCUUGUUUUGGACUUGGACUAUACUUUGUUUGAUUGCAAGACACCUGCAUCGCAUAUCGACCAACUCUCUCGUCCAGGGCUGCAUGAAUUUCUUGCAACCGUAUACGUGUAUUACGACAUAUGCAUAUGGAGUCAAACGUCAUGGAAAUGGUUGGAGAUGAAAAUCACCGAGUUGGGAAUGCUUAAUCACUCCGAGUAUCACAUCUCAUUUGUUUUGGAUCAGAGCACCAUGUUUUCAAUUAUGGGAACAGAGAAGCAGUUGGCUAGUAGUAGUAGCAAAUCUGUGACGAUUCCAAAACGACAUCAAGUAAAGCCAUUGCAGUUUAUCUGGUCAAAAUUUCCUGGUCAAUACAAUGCCUUUAAUACGAUACAUAUUGAUGAUUUAUCUCGAAAUUUUGCCAUGAAUCCACAGAGUGGACUUAAAAUCACGGCAUUCAAAAAUGGACCAACAAUGCGAGCUACUGAUCGCGAAUUGAUUCUACUUGGACGAUACUUGGUGCAGUUGUCGAUGGUGGAUGAUUUUCGAAGUUUAGAUCACAAGAAGUGGAAGCAGUUUAACGGACCGUUGCCGCAAUGAGGUUAUUUUUACCUCCGUAUUUUUGUGUAGUGAAAGAAUGAUGAAUAAACAAUUUAGUUGAUUGGUUUGAUCCCAGUCAUA